AUGAUGCAACGGAAACGCACUAAGAAUGGUAAUGAUAUUUCGACUGAUCUCGAAGCUCUUCGCAUGGAGGAUCUGGACUCCACCAUCCAACCCCCGUCGCUCCCUCAGCCCGCUCUGAGCUACGCCAGCAUGCUGAAAAACCCGAUCGAUCGCUACCACACAACCAUGACUGAGGAUUUCGAACUCACUGAUGCUGAUUGUACCUAUACCCAAGGCAAGCAUGGACAGAAUGUCUCGUUCUCUCAGAAGGUCCACAACAAAUUGGAUUUUGACUGGCGCUGUGCUGUUGUUGUCAAACUUAUGGGUAAGCCAAAUUCCACUAACACUUUUGAUUUCAUGCUGAAAGGUCUGAGGCGUAAAUGGCAAACCAAAGGUCGUUGGCAUCUUAUUGACUUGCCGAAUGAUUUUUUCAUUGUUAAAUUUAACCUGGAGGAUGAUAUGAAUGCUGUCUUGUGUGGUGGACCUUGGAUUUUGGCUGGCCAAACUCUGAUUGUGAGAAAAUGGAAUCCUGAUUUUGAUCCUAUGAAUGAAGUAAUUGGGAAAAUGGCUCUAUGGGUCAGGAUUUGUGGUUUUCCAGUCAAGUACUUUAAGGAUUACACUGUUGCUAAGAUUGGCAAAAUCUUGGGGGAUGUGGUUAAGGUUAAUCAGGUCACCAUUGGCCAGGCUAGAGGAAUUUCCUUGAUUUGCUUCGAGUGUGGAUGCUUUGGCCACUCUAAAGACAAAUGCCCUACUGUGUUUGCUAUGUCUCCUGCUCCUCCACAUGGUGAUGGUCCUAACUGUGGUAACAAUGAUCAGACCUUGGCUCCUACUGAGAAUUGUGUCAUGCAGCAUGAGAUGGAUACUCCUUAA
Molecule: messenger RNA, 849 nt
Organism: Rosa rugosa (rugosa rose)
Lineage: Eukaryota; Viridiplantae; Streptophyta; Magnoliopsida; Rosales; Rosaceae
Exons: 2
Coding region: 1-849 (282 amino acids)
Molecular function (GO): zinc ion binding; nucleic acid binding
Source: RefSeq, a predicted model, not a curated record